Molecule: messenger RNA, 3133 nt
Organism: Brienomyrus brachyistius
Lineage: Eukaryota; Metazoa; Chordata; Actinopteri; Osteoglossiformes; Mormyridae
Product: E3 ubiquitin-protein ligase RING2-A-like
Biological process (GO): negative regulation of DNA-templated transcription
Cellular component (GO): ubiquitin ligase complex; PcG protein complex
Molecular function (GO): chromatin binding; ubiquitin protein ligase activity
Source: RefSeq, a predicted model, not a curated record
GGGGCGGCUGCACGGCUGCGCCGUGGAUGGAGAGGACGCCGAAGCUGCCCGGUCGGGAGGCGGGGGGAACAUCCGCCGGAAAGAUGGAUUCUGCUCGGUGACGCUGGGGCUGAUACUUCGCUCUUAUUACUUUCGUUCUGAACAAGUUUUUAAAUGAAUAUUAUUACUAGAAUUUGAAACGAUCGGAACAAAAGCGGUCGCCUAGAUCCACUACGGGGCGCGUUCGCGUCUGCUUAUAGGGGGGAGCGAGUGCUCGUGCGCCGAAGUGUUUGAGUUUCUAGCUCGGUAACCUUCCAGUAACCACCGAUCAUAUAUAACAUUUGGAGGACACUGAGACACAAUGGCCACACCAGUCAACGCACAGAACCCCAGCAAAACAUGGGAACUCAGCUUAUACGAACUACACAGAACGCCACAGGAAGCGAUCAUGGACAGCACGGAGAUUGCGGUGUCCCCGCGGAGCCUCCACAGCGAGCUGAUGUGCCCCAUCUGCCUGGACAUGCUGAAGAACACCAUGACCACCAAGGAGUGUCUGCACCGAUUCUGCUCUGAAUGCAUCGUCACCGCCCUGCGAUCGGGCAACAAAGAAUGCCCCACCUGUCGCAAGAAGCUGGUUUCGAAGCGCUCGCUGCGGCCCGACCCGAAUUUCGACGCACUCAUUUCCAAGAUCUACCCUAGCCGGGACGAAUACGAGGCCCACCAGGACCGCGUGCUGGAACGCCUCAGCCGACUGCACAACAAGCAGGCCCUGAGCUCCAGCAUAGAGGAAGGCCUCAAGAUGCAGGCCCUCCACAGAGCGCAAAGGGUUCGAAAGCAGCAGCAGGAGAGCGACAACACCACGUUCAGCGGCGGCGAGGACAACUGUGAUGCUCGCUCCCAUGACUCUGUGCCAACGCACCCUGCCCUCCCGCCAACGGAGGCGGGGCCUAGCCACAACAAGCGCCCCCGCCUGUCCGACGAGUCCUGUCCUGAGAUGGACCGGGGCAGUCCUACACCACCGCCGUCACACCACCAUGAUGGACCGGCCUCUGAGAUCGAGCUGGUGUUUCGCCCGCACCCCCUACUGGUCAACACCCAGGAGUACAGCCAGACCAGAUAUGUGAAAACGACAGCUAAUGCUACGGUGGACCACCUUUCCAAAUACCUGGCCCUGCGCAUCGCCCUGGAGGAGCGGCAGGCCAAGCGACAGCCAGAGAGGCCAGCGGCCGGGGAGUCAGCGGCGGGAGAUGAAGGGGGCGGGGCAGGAGGAGGGGGAGGGGCCAGUCUACAGGAUGUCAGCGAGAAGCAGUACACCAUCUACAUCACCACGUCUGGCGGGCAGUUUUCAAUACUGAAUGGUUCCCUCACGCUGGAGCUGGUGAACGAGAAGUAUUGGAAAGUCAGCAAGCCGCUGGAACUGUACUAUGCCCCCACCAAGGACCACCAGCAACAUCAGCCGCAGUGAGGGGGGGGGGCACUCCCACCUCUCCUCCUGCCUGGACAGCGUGGACCCUCUCCUCUUCUUCCCUUGUCAGCCAUGCCAUGAAGAGUUUUGAUUUUCUUCUCUAAAUUUGAAACUGGGAGAAAACCUGCUGUCACUUUUUCUUCUGAAAUCUGAGCACAAUCAAACCUUUUUAUAUUUAUCUGAGUCAGAAGUUAGAGUUCACACUUGACUGAAAUGUUGGCUUGAUUUUACUUUUCAGAUCUAGGAUGUGGGGGUCUGUGUUUCUCACCACGAUGAAGCCAAGACCUCGUUCCACCCCCCUCAGUUCUCUUCGGACCUCAUGAAGAGAUGUGACUCUUUGUUGUCCAAAUACGCCAGUCGACACUGUGUGUGUAGCUCACUGCCCCCAGCCUUUCUACUCCUUUCUCCUGACCUCGAAAAAUACCUGUUUAACUGUCCACUAUUAUUUUGUAGUAAUUCUCCAAGUGGACUGGUGUAGGUGGCAAUGCCAUUCACAGGCACAUCUCAUCAACGAGAGGAGCAAAUUUUCUGAUGACUGAAUACAUUUCACAUGUGACUGAUGGAUGUGUGCUUUUUUUUGUACAUCUCAAUUGAUCAGGGGCUGUCUGGAAGUACCGCUCUCCAGUGGCAAAGAUGAGGUCUGGAAUAUUGAUCGAUCUAAGUGAAUUAGGCCAGUGUUUCUCAAACCAGUCCUCAGGGACCCCCAGAGAGACACAUUUUUUGCUCCCUCGCAGCUCCCAACACAUCUGAAUCAGGUAUUUAGUGUUCUUGCUUGGCCAAGAGCUGGGAGGAAACAAAAAAAUGUAGGUUGUCUGGGGGUCCCCAAGGAUUGGUUUGAGAAACACUUGCUUAAGCUACUCUGAACAAUCAGCUUCCUCUGACUUAAUCCUCUACCUUUCGCCCAGUGUUUACAAGGAUGGGCUCCAGGAUCAGCCCAUUCCUGUACCGGAUGAGCGUCAUGGAUGGAUUUUUUUCUACUACGUCCUAAGUACUACAUGAACUGAUACCGUCACCUUUGGUGUGCACAAGCUCUCUCCUACUGCAUCAACCGGUUCUACUCACUGUGAGGUUUCUGCUUUGCCCCCCCCCCCCCCCCCCGGUGUUCUGUACAAUGAUGGUUACCCACAGACAGCCUCAAGGUACCUCAGUACUUGGUCACCAUGGUCAAAAUGUUGCUUUGCCGUUGCAUUUUUCACCAGAGUCCCCUUUCAUCAGUCAGCCAAUGUAUUUACAAAAAGUCUGUAGAUUACGUGAGCAGCAAAUUUACGUUUAGACUGAAUUUUGAAAUCUGGGGAUUUCUUUACUCCUGGGCCAAAAAAUGUCUCUAGUUGUGGCUUCUCAUAAAUUUUGUAAGAUGCGAACUGCAUCUUUUUAACUGAAUCUCUGAUAUCAGAUUGAUCAUCGAGUCGUGUCUGACUUUUAUACAGGAGAUUAAGAGUUUUAUUUCGGUAAACUUCCUCUGGCGAUUUUGGCUGGGUACUCCAGUCUUGAUGCUGCCUGAGUACACUGUGAUGGAUUUGUGAUCUCAUCCUGCGUCUGGAAUUGACACUGACUUUGCAGUUAUGGUGCGUCAAAACUGUAUGUCUGCCUGAUCUCUCCAGGUUUGAGAUUUCCCCAAAAUGAGAUCUGAAAGUUUGUAAUGGCAUCUAAGUUUGACCAUUAAAUUUCUCCUGAUGCUUUUACACCAUG